AUGGAAGGAUGGAUCAAACUCAUUUUCGAUGAGGCGGCUAAAGGAAACCCAGGGGCUACGGGAUAUGGUUGUAUUGUUUGGAAAGAUACAAGAGACAUUAUGGACAGUGUAUCGGGAAACACAGGCAUUGCUUCCAAUAAUGAGGCGGAAGAAAUGGCUCUAGCCAGAGGUCUUAGAUUUUGUGUUGAUAACGAAUUUACAUCAGUGGAAAUAGAGGGGGACUCACAAAUUAUAAUCAACACCACCAAGAACAACUUGACACCCAAUUGGAAGCUUCGUCGCUAUUUGGUUGAUAUUGCAAUGCACCUUAACCAAUUACAAAAUUAUAAAAUUUACCACACUUUUCGUGAAGCAAACAAAGCAAUUGAUUAUCUAUCUAAUGUUGGUGUCUCACUAGAAUCAUACACUGAGAAAAUCUUAACUUUUGACUGGCAGAAUGAGCUAAAACAAAUUGUAAAUGAUGAUUUGGCUGAAUCGGUCUACAAAGUCAAGUCAGAGAUCGUUUAA
Molecule: messenger RNA, 507 nt
Organism: Cryptomeria japonica (Japanese cedar)
Lineage: Eukaryota; Viridiplantae; Streptophyta; Pinopsida; Cupressales; Cupressaceae
Exons: 1
Coding region: 1-507 (168 amino acids)
Molecular function (GO): nucleic acid binding; RNA-DNA hybrid ribonuclease activity
Source: RefSeq, a predicted model, not a curated record